AUCGAAGGUUACUUUAAAACCCAGCACUAACCCUAACUCUUGUCUCCGCCAUUUCCCUAGCUGCGUGUGACCAAGCCUCAGGUAAGCAGGUAAGCCAUGGUUAAGCAUAACAAUGUUAUUCCCAACGGACACUUCCGUAAACAUUGGCAAAACUAUGUGAAGACAUGGUUCAAUCAGCCAGCAAGGAAGACAAGAAGACGGUUGGCUCGUCAGAAAAAAGCUGUUAAGAUUUUCCCCAGACCUACCGCCGGACCUCUUAGACCUAUCGUUCAUGGACAGACUUUGAAGUACAACAUGAAAGUGAGGGCUGGCAGAGGGUUCUCUCUUGAAGAACUUAAGGCUGCUGGUAUCCCCAAAAAACUAGCUCCAACUAUUGGAAUUGCAGUUGAUCAUCGCCGCAAGAACCGUUCUUUGGAGAGUUUGCAAGCUAAUGUGCAGAGGCUGAAAACAUACAAGGCCAAGUUGGUUGUGUUCCCAAGACGGGCACGCAAGGUCAAGGCUGGUGAUUCUACUCCUGAGGAACUUGCAAAUGCCACUCAAGUUCAGGGAUCAUACUUGCCUAUUGUGAGGGAGAAGCCAUCUGUUGAGCUUGUAAAGGUUACAGAUGACAUGAAGGCAUUUAAGGCUUAUUACAAGCUUCGCCUUGAACGCACCAACAAACGCCAUUAUGGUGCCAGACUGAAAAAGGCUGCUGAAGCCGAAAAGGAAGAGAAAAAGUGAUAACCUUGAGAAGUGUUUAAGUUUUUAGUUCAUCAAUAUAAUAGUUGUAUGACAAUUUUUUAUUGAAAUUAGCUUUAUUAAGAACAUGUUUAGUCUAAAACAUGGAUCGCAUCACCUAUUAUUAUUUUGUGAACUGUUAUUCAAGUUUGUUGGUUUAAACUAGCGAUCUGUUUUGUCUGGAUCAUUUGGUGGAUUUUGUUCAGGCUGUUUUUGGAAUUUUUAUUAUGGUUAUUAUUAUUAUUGCCUAUUAGC
Messenger RNA from Abrus precatorius (Indian licorice), 972 nucleotides. Its product is annotated as 60S ribosomal protein L13-1. Gene Ontology annotation, cellular component: ribosome; cytosolic large ribosomal subunit. NCBI's taxonomy places the organism in Eukaryota, Viridiplantae, Streptophyta, Magnoliopsida, Fabales, Fabaceae. The transcript has 5 exons. Bases 97 to 720 code for a protein of 207 amino acids. Gene Ontology annotation, biological process: translation. The record is from RefSeq and is a predicted model, not a curated record. Gene Ontology annotation, molecular function: RNA binding; structural constituent of ribosome.